Messenger RNA from Pimephales promelas (fathead minnow), 951 nucleotides. The record is from RefSeq and is a predicted model, not a curated record. NCBI's taxonomy places the organism in Eukaryota, Metazoa, Chordata, Actinopteri, Cypriniformes, Leuciscidae.
GAUGAGAAGAAAAGGAUUGAGGAUCUGGGUGGAUGCAUCGCUUUCAUGGGUUGUUGGCGGGUAAAUGGUACCUACGCCGUUUCCAGAGCAAUAGGUGAUUUUGAUCAGAAGCCGUACGUCUCUAAUGAAGCUGACAGCUCAUCGGUCCAUCUGAACGGGGAUGAAGACUACGUCCUCCUUGCCUGUGACGGCUUCUUUGACGUGGUCCGGCCUGGGGACGUGCCGGGGCUGGUCCUGGAAGCUCUGAGGGAGGGCAAAGGCUCGGGGGAGGACGUGGCCCAAAGUCUGGUGGCCCAGGCCAAAGCUGCUGGAUCCAGUGAUAACAUCACAGUUCUUCUGGUGUUCCUGAAGGAGCCUCAGCAACUUUUGACCCACGAGACGAGCUCGAGAACAGAGGAAGGAGCUACGGCUGCAGCCACGAUCAUCUGAAAACGGGAAGAAAUUAUACAUGAUAGAAGCUGAUGGUCUUUACACCAUCUCGAAUGAUGUGAGUUGUUGAAUUUGAAAAGCAAGUCCAUUCAUGCAUUCAGAAGAAAGCAUUGGACGUCAGUGAAAGGCGUUUCCUCGUUUGUUUUUUAUUCCCCACCCAAGAAUGUCGGAUCCUUAUUAACUCUCUUUGUUGCUAAGUCUGAACUUGCUUUCAUUUUUGUUUCCAUUUUUUUAACUAUUUGCCUUGUUUUUACCAGCUUAUAUUUACAUUUACUGGUGCGUAAAACCUUUGAGACGUGUUAAGGACAUUUUUCAGUGCGUACUUUGUUCGUUGCACUCCUUAUUUGAUACGACUGUUACAACGGAGAGAAAACUAAUGUGAAUUGUCUUAACAGAUACAGUAUUGCAUUGCGUUUCGGACCACAUCGGCUUCAAUAAUGAAAUAGUCGCCCGUAAGGCCUUCAGCUCUUGUCAGCAGAUGUACUCCAGUGUUGUAGAUGGUUAGUAUUUUUAAAACUGUUA